ACUUUCUUAUUCUUCUUCUUCUUCUUUCUCUCUCUAACCAAAAACCAGAGGAAAAGUCUCGGAUCGUUCUGAGCGAGCCAAAAUGUUUCCGUAAGUAUUAUCUGCAUCAUUUCUCUUCGCAAUUUCCGAUUACAUUCGAUUCAAUUUUCGUUGAUUCUGUGCUGUAUUGCUUUCGUAAGUUUCUUACGUUACUGAUUGAGCAAGCUCGACGAUUCUUCGUGAUUCGUUCCCACUAGUUUCGUACGGAAGGUUUUCGGUUCUUGAUUUGAUGAGUUUAGCUUAAUUCCAUUGUAUAUGUAUUGAUUUUGUGGCUGUGUAAUGGUAGAAGCUCUGUUUGUAAGAUUGUAAUCGGUUGUUAGGGGAAUGGGGCUUGUUUUUGGUGUAAUGUGUUGUUGAUGUGAGUUUUAGAUGUGGUUUUUUGGUUUCUUUGUUGAUUUUGUGAAGUGGGUGGUUGUUAAUUGAUGCAAAAAUGCAACUUUGAAUGUGAUCCGCGUAAUGGGGAUUAUUUGGUGAUUGGUGUUCCUAUCUAAUGAGACGUCGUUCGGCGGCGAGUGUUCCGUCCGAGCAAAUGGAGAAGGGGACGGGGAAGAAUCAGCAUAACCGGCUUUGUUGCUUGGUAGCGUUAUCGGCGUUUUUCUGGAUUUUGUUGUUGUAUUUUCAUUUUGCUGUGCUUGGACGUAAUGGUGUGGAUGAAUCAGUCAAAUUGCAGCCUGUUUCACUUGACAUUGAUUCAUCUAUUACCCAUGUGACCAGUGGUAGUGAUCUUCAAUUGCCCAUUCCUCCAAAACCUACUCAGAGUCGUGAACAUGUAGCUAGUCCUCGAAAAAUGGCUAACCCUACUCCGAAAGUGGCUACCCAUAGUCCUGAAAAGGAGGCUUUUCCUUUCAUGAAAGCAUUGAGAACCAUUGACAACAAGAGUGAUCCCUGUGGUGGGAGGUACAUAUAUGUGCAUGAACUUCCUUCGAGGUUUAAUGAGGAUAUGUUGAAGGAGUGUAGGAGCUUAAGUCUUUGGACUAAUAUGUGUAAGUUCACCACUAAUGCUGGGCUUGGUCCUCCACUGGAGAAUGUUGAAGGUGUGUUCGAGGAUACAGGGUGGUAUGCGACAAAUCAAUUUGCUGUUGAUGUCAUUUUCAACAACAGGAUGAAGCAAUACGAAUGUUUGACCCGAGAUUCCUCUAUUGCUGCUGCUGUUUUUGUACCCUUUUAUGCUGGGUUCGAUAUUGCUCGGUAUUUGUGGGGGUACAAUAUCUCGACAAGGGAUGCAGCUUCACUCGAUUUGGUUGAUUGGCUUAUGAAGAGGCCGGAGUGGGGUAUUAUGGGUGGCAAAGACCAUUUUCUUGUUGCUGGCAGAAUAACUUGGGAUUUUAGAAGACUGUCUGAGGAAGAAUCAGAUUGGGGUAACAAGCUUCUUUUCUUACCUGCUGCAAAGAAUAUGUCUAUGCUUGUGGUUGAAUCAAGCCCAUGGAAUGCUAAUGACUUUGGCAUUCCAUAUCCCACGUACUUCCAUCCAGCAAAGGAUGCAGACGUAUUCGUCUGGCAGGACCGAAUGAGAAAGCUAGAGCGGAAGUGGCUUUUCUCUUUCGCUGGUGCUCCUCGUCCUGACAAUCCUAAAUCUAUCAGAGGCCAGAUCAUUGAUCAAUGCAAAACGUCUAAGGUUGGCAAACUGUUGGAAUGUGAUUUUGGGGAGAGCAAGUGUCAUUUGCCAAGCAGUAUAAUGCAGAUGUUUCAGAGCUCUCUUUUCUGCCUACAACCACAGGGUGAUUCCUACACUCGAAGAUCUGCUUUUGAUUCGAUGUUAGCCGGUUGCAUUCCUGUCUUCUUUCAUCCGGGCUCAGCAUACACACAAUAUACAUGGCAUCUCCCUAAAAACUACACAAAGUACUCAGUGUUCAUUCCAGAAGACGAUAUCCGCAAGAGCAAUAUUAGCAUAGAGGAAAGGCUUCUUCAAAUCCCUCCAGAACAGGUUAAGAUCAUGAGAGAGAAUGUUAUAAGCCUUAUCCCUACGCUUAUAUAUGCUGAUCCCCGCUCUAAAUUGGAGACCCUCAAAGAUGCCUUUGAUGUUUCUGUACAAGCAAUCAUAGACAAAGUUACCAACUUAAGGAAAGACAUCAUCGAGGGUCGGACAGAUGAGGGCUUCAUCGAAGAGAACAGUUGGAAGUAUGCUUUGUUGGAGGAGGGACAACGUGAAGUGGGACCUCAUGAAUGGGAUCCUUUCUUUUCCAAACCAAAGGGCGAGAACAGUGAAUCCACUGAUAAAUCUGCCGAGGUUGCCAAAAAUUCCUGGAAGAAUGAGCAGCGGAAUCAGUCAUGAUCUGAGGUAAACUAUACACAGCACUAGCAACAGUUUAUAAAGUAAUGCUUAGUAAAUGCAGGCAACAACAGUUUAGAAUUAAUGAGAUUCAUCUUAGUUUUACUGUCUUGAGCAAGCAAAGCAUGAAUGAAGCCUUGCUAGCUAGGCCCUUGUUAUGACAAACCCCCCAACUCAGAAUUUAGCAUGGACCAUAUCUUUGUUAAAACCAAAACAUAGACGAAUAUCUUUCAUACACCAUAUAUAUUUUUUUUUAAUAAUAUUAUCGCAUAAUGUAUUCUGUUCAGCCAUUCUUUUUGAUGUAUUGUAGUUGAGUUUUAAUCUUCAUUUACAGGAAAUAAAGUUUGAAAUGAGUUUUUGUUACCA
Humulus lupulus (European hop) is the source of this 2674-nucleotide messenger RNA. Its product is annotated as xyloglucan galactosyltransferase MUR3. Lineage: Eukaryota; Viridiplantae; Streptophyta; Magnoliopsida; Rosales; Cannabaceae. Gene Ontology annotation, molecular function: glycosyltransferase activity. The transcript has a single exon. Bases 530 to 2311 code for a protein of 593 amino acids. The record is from RefSeq and is a predicted model, not a curated record.